AAAAUUAUAAACGUCAAAGAAAUGAUAGAUCAUAUUUGGCUGGCAGGUACUUAUAGAUGACGAUGUGCUCAUCUUUUAAUUACUUUGGGUUUCCUGUGUCAAAAUUUAACCUCGCUUGCCUAUUAUGUACGAGGAACGCCUGUUGUAUACAGCAAUCGCGCAAAGCUGUUCAAUUUGGUUCUUUGUACAUUCCUUCUUCUCAUGUCGUCAAAACUAAUUGAAUUCCUGGAAAAAUCAAAGAGUUCAUCAAGAGAUGUUGAAGCUGGAGUUCAUGUUGUAUUAGGGAAUGAAGCCUGUGAUUUGGACUCUGCCGUCUGCAGCGUGGUCUAUGCUUUCUUCCUUCACAAUAUGGAUGGCAAUGAGAAAAUAUUUCUUCCAGUUCUCAACAUACCAAGAGCAGAUUUUCCUCUAAGGACAGAGAUCACAUACACGUUUGCCAGGUUUGGGAUUAACCUUAAAGACCUGGUGUUUACGGAUGAGUUUGACAUGACUGCCUUGAAGACCAAGGGGGAACUAGCUGUCACCCUAGUAGACCAUAACUUGCUGGCACGACACCAACAAGGGCUGAUAAGUGUGCUGGUCGAAGUGAUUGAUCAUCAUAAGGAUGAGCUGGCACCACAUGUCAAAAAGACAAUCGAACCAGUUGGCUCAUGCAGUACUCUUAUUGCCGAGAAGAUCCUGAGCAACAAACCUGAUUUACUGGAUAACCAAGUAACAGGCUUGCUUUUAUCUGCAAUUCUUCUUGAUUCAGUUAACUUGGACCCCAGAGCAGGCCGCAUGACUCCUAAGGACCAACACAUUGUCCAGGCUUUACAGGAUAAAGUAAAGUUUAACUUGGAGGAGCUAUAUCAUUCUGUUAAUGAAGCAAAGUUUGAUGUCUCUGGUCUUACAAGCGCAGAAAUUCUUCGCAAGGAUUACAAAGCAGUACCUCUCUAUCCAGGGAACCCUGCUCGAGUUGGAAUCAGCUCCAUUGGAUUACCAUUACAGGGCUUCCUUAAAAGGGAAGGAAUCUCCCAGUGUCUUCUACAGUUCUGCACUUCCAAGGGCAUCAACACCCUGGUUGUCAUGGCAAUGUAUUUCGAAUCACGUGACGGCCCUCCCUUGCGCCAGGUGUAUGUGUGCGGGCCUGAUGAGACGAGUGCUAGUAAGUUGGCCAGGUUCCUUAGAGACAAUGAUCAACUCAAGCUAAACGCAAUUAAGAUAGACUUGCCUGAAGGCUUUUGCUUUGAUCAAAUGAACAUUAAGGCCUCGAGGAAAGUUGUUUUUCCAUUAGUUAUGAACUUUUUGAAGGUUGCUGUUUAAACACCGUAAGGGUUGCUGUUUAAAAUUCCAUAUCUUUUAAAGAUUUAUUAUUUGUUCAUUACAAACACUAUUGGGAAAAAAAUAUAACUAAAAUAUCUGUGUCCAGGUUCUUGCAAUAUUGUGAGCUCCAAAAUUUUCACACAAGAUAUAUUAUGUAUUUUUGCAAAUUCAAUAACUUCCGCGAAACAAGACAAAUGUACUGACCUCAACAAAUUUAAUCUCCAAGAAAUGAUGUCAUACAUACAGCUGGACCAUAGCCGCUUCCUGAAUUCUGAGAAAAGACUUAAAUAAAAACUGAAUCUAACAACAUUUUUAAUGAGCCAACAACAUUACUAGC
Molecule: messenger RNA, 1639 nt
Organism: Nematostella vectensis (starlet sea anemone)
Lineage: Eukaryota; Metazoa; Cnidaria; Anthozoa; Actiniaria; Edwardsiidae
Product: exopolyphosphatase PRUNE1
Exons: 5
Coding region: 202-1302 (366 amino acids)
Cellular component (GO): cytoplasm
Molecular function (GO): exopolyphosphatase activity
Source: RefSeq, a predicted model, not a curated record